AUGGCAGCAUUAUCGCAAGCAUCAACAGCCGCCCUAGCCCGUCUCCGCGCCUUCAAACCCCCACCAUCACAAUACACCAAACUACCUCUCAGCCGCCGCGCCGCCGUACUGAUCCUCCUCUUCGCCGACCGUCGCGGCGACUUACGCGUCAUUCUCACCAUCCGCAGUGCAAAGCUCAGAAACUAUGCCGGACAAGCUGCCCUCCCUGGUGGAAAAGCAGACUUUGAGAGUGAAACCGCAUGGCAAACUGCACGCCGCGAAGCAGAAGAGGAAAUAGGCCUACCAAGCAAAGAUGGAGAACUUCCUAAAGGAUACACGGUUGAGAAUCUGACCGAACUGCCUAUGAACCUUGCAAUGACGGAGUUGGGGGUUAGGCCUUGUGUUGCUUGGCUCAAGAGUUCGAAUUCCUCUUCGGAUAUUGCGAAAGAUCUGUUGCCGAAAUUGGAUGGGAGGGAGGUUGCUGCAGUGUUUACGGCACCGUUUGAGCAGUUUUUAAAAGAGAGGGAUGAUGGAGCGGUAGAAGGGGAGUGGUAUAGAGGUGCCUGGCAUAGUUGGUAUCACGAGCCGUGGCGCAUGCAUAUGUUUCAUGUGCCUGUGAGCCAGAGGACAGUGUUCAGAAGUGUUGAGGUGGAGAAUACGCGGUUGGAUGCAGCGACGGCGCCGUGUUCGCCUGCGUCCAAGGCGCCUGUGUUACUUGCCGAUCGGGCUGCUCAAGCGUAUGGGAAACCAGUACCCGGCUCUUCAAAACAACAGGAAACAGAGAACAAGACUCUGGCACAGAAAGAUGCAUUGGAUAUGCCCAGGUAUAGGGUGUUUGGCAUGACGGCGAGGAUCUUAGUGGAUGCGGCGAGGGUGGCCUAUGGAAGGGAGCCAGAGUUUGAACACAACAGUCACUUUGGCGAUGAAGACAUGAUCUUGCGGUUGAUGAAGAUGGGAAGACUACAACCAAAGAAGGAGAAGGGGGAAAUCUUGACAAGGGAUGUCAUGCAAGCGGCUGCCAAUGUUGAGUUAAAUGGCGAAGAGAAGGGCAAGCUGUGA
This is a messenger RNA of Aureobasidium melanogenum CBS 110374, 1038 nucleotides long. RefSeq lists its product as uncharacterized. The coding region runs from base 1 to 1038 and encodes 345 amino acids. The record is from RefSeq and is a predicted model, not a curated record. The transcript is spliced from 2 exons. Gene Ontology annotation, molecular function: acetyl-CoA hydrolase activity; coenzyme A diphosphatase activity. Gene Ontology annotation, biological process: coenzyme A catabolic process. NCBI's taxonomy places the organism in Eukaryota, Fungi, Ascomycota, Dothideomycetes, Dothideales, Saccotheciaceae.